This is a messenger RNA of Corticium candelabrum, 1772 nucleotides long. RefSeq lists its product as uncharacterized. Lineage: Eukaryota; Metazoa; Porifera; Homoscleromorpha; Homosclerophorida; Plakinidae. The record is from RefSeq and is a predicted model, not a curated record. The coding region runs from base 350 to 1426 and encodes 358 amino acids. The transcript has 9 exons.
CCGGUGAACGAUGUGUUUGUCCGAUGAACGGGGUAUGCAAGGCUCCGCACAGUUUUCAAUCUCACUCUAAGCAGAGAAGAGGGACUGCGUUCAAAAACGGAUAACUGAGAACUCGCGUCCGGAAUAUGAUGGUGUCCGAGGAACGGGGCCGCGCUCUAUAGGCUGCUGAUUGGAGGGCCCUUGGCCCAUCUUCCCCCCUCCCAGGAAAUAAAGUCGGAAGUCACUGAUUUGAAAAGUGAAUUGGAGAGUGAAAGAGAAAAAAGAAUCAAUUUGGAGGAGGAAAACGUGAAAUUGCGAAAAAUCUCUGAUGACCUCCAGACAAACAACCAAAGCUUAAUAGUUAGUAUUCAUGAUACAAAUAGUGGUGUGUGUGUGUGUGUGUGUGUGUGUGUGUGUGUGUGUGUGUGUGUGCGCGCGCGCGCGCGCGCGUGUGUCACUGUUUACACAACAGAUUUUGACGCAACAAGUACAAGACGCUAACUGUCAACUACAAACACAAAGCCAACAACUCGUUCACUUGCAGAACGUUUCGCUUCAAUUGGAAGGGAACGUUGUUAAACUCCAACAAAGCAAUUGUGAACUACAGCGAACUUCAGACAGUUUGAAGGGAGCUGUUGCUCAUCUUGGAUACAAUUUAUCAAACAUUACCGACGAAGACGGUGCGGCCUGUUGCAGUAGCACGACAGGAAUUAUGAUAUAUAAGGAAAUCGAGUCCUGUGACACUAGCCACUUGAUGCCCUAUUUGGUACCUGGUAGCUCGCUUUUGCUGCCUGAGUCAACUUGUAGGCAGAUAGCUCUCAAGUAUAAUUCAUCGUCUCACAAUGGACAAUAUUGGAUUAAACCAUCUUGUAACAAUCCACCAUUUCAAGUAUUCUGUGAUGCGAGUGAAGGUUGGACUUUGAUCAUGAAAAUUGAUGGACAACUGCAAACAUUUGGCUACGACAGCGACUUGUGGUUGAACAAGGAAACAUUUCAACCAAAUAACUUGGAUUUGGAUGACAAAGAAACGAAACUGGCUUCGUAUUGGACACUACCAUUUACUGAACUUCGUCUGGGAAUGAAAGUAGAUGGAACGACCAGAUGGAUCACCUUCAGCUAUACCGCAUCGUCUCUCUACAAUCUUAUUGCUGAUGGACAGUACAGAAGCACGAGUAUUGGUGAGAGUAAAUGGAGAAGUUUAGUGCCAAGGUCAUCUUUGCAGAGAAAUUGCAACAAGGAAGGAUUCAACGCGCGUAAGUCGGGUAAUCGAGUUCGCCUAGGAUUGAUUGCUAACCAAGAAAACGACUGUGAUACUCCAGACUCUUUCGUUGGUUUCGGAACAUGGGCGAAGGCUGAAAAUAGUGCUGGAAACUAUGCAGACGGCAAUACUCGUCCAGACAAUGGUGCCGCAAACAUCAAAGCAAUUGGCUACAUCAUGGCACGCUAACAUCACUAGACAGACUAGACACAGUUUCUAAACGUAUGAAUGUGAUUAGCAGCAGCAAAUUCUCGGUACACGCCGCCGCGAUGUGUCUGUUUCCAUCGUAAACUCCCGGAUAACCGAGCAGCAUCAAAUUAAUAAAUUAUUAUCGCUUGAACCACACGUUGAGCUUCGAUACAGACACUUUCCGCCUACAUGCACGGGAAUGGUCUGGCUACGCGAGGACUAGGCUGAGAGCCACGGCUCUGGCUGCAAGAUACCAGCUGUAGCUAGGCAACUAAAAACAUUUAGUCAAAGGUUGCAUAGUACCAUACUUUAUAGAAAAUUUGAGUCAAUACAGAAUAAAUUUACA